GUCCAAACUAAAACCGAUUAAUGCUACUCUCCCUAUGGAUAAACUGUGUUUCCAAUGGCUGUGGCUACUAUUGCUUUGCACCAGCACUUGUUCUUCUUCUGCUCGCCAAAUUCAAGAACAUGUCUUCUCAACAGAAGAGCCCUUUCCAAACCCCAAAAGAGGGUCCGUCUUUCUCUCAUAUCUUGCUCUUCUUCGCCGCCUUCGUCGUCGUCUCCGCCGGCAGUCGAUACAGCGACGGCCGAAUCUUGUGUCAACCAGGGCCUUGCUCUCUUUUCCAAAGGGCGGGUUAAAGAUGCUCUCGCUCAGUUUGAAACAGCACUUACUUUAGAUCCUAAUCCAAUGGAGGCUCAAGCUGCACUCUAUAACAAAGCCUGCUGUCAUGCCUACAGAGGGGAAGGAAAGAAAGCUUCCGACUGUCUGCGUACUGCUUUGAGAGAAUAUAACCUCAAAUUUGGCACAAUUCUUAACGAUCCAGACUUAGCCUCCUUCAGAGCUUUGCCCGAAUUUAAGGAACUGCAAGAAGAGGCUAGGCUGGGUGGGGAAGAUAUAGGCUACGGUUUCCGACGAGAUCUCAAGCUCAUUAGUGAAGUUCAAGCACCAUUUCGGGGAGUUAGGAGAUUCUUCUAUGUGGCACUAUCUGCAGCUGCCGGAAUUUCACUUUUCUUUACUAUACCCAGGCUAUUCCAUGCAAUUCAAGGUGGUGAUGGUGCUCCUGAUAUUUGGGAAACUGCUGGAAAUGCUGCUGUCAAUAUGGGAGGUAUCAUUAUUCUUGGGGCAUUAUUUUUCUGGGACAACAGGAAAGAGGAGGAACAACUUGCACAAAUAACACGAGAUGAAACUCUAUCAAGGCUGCCUUUGCGCCUUUCAACUAAUCGGGUUGUUGAGCUCGUGCAACUACGAGACACUGUCAGGCCAGUUAUUUUGGCUGGGCAAAAAGAGACUGUUUCUUUAGCCAUUCAGAAAGCUGAGAGGUUUCGAACUGAGCUCCUCCGGCGAGGUGUUCUUUUAGUUCCUGUAAUCUGGGGUGAAGGAAGGGCACCACAAAUGGAGAAGAAGGGGUUUGGUAGUUCUCCAAAGGCAGCUGCUGCUCUUCCUUCUAUAGGGGAAGAUUUCGAGAAACGAGCUCAAUCAGUAACUGCAAAAUCAAAAUUGAGAGCUGAGAUCCGAUUCAAGGCUGAGGUGGUAUCACCAGCAGAGUGGGAAAGGUGGAUAAGGGAUCAACAGAAAUCUGAAGGAGUUACACCUGGUGAGGAUGUCUACAUAAUUCUGCGCCUAGAUGGUCGUGUUCGAAGAUCAGGAAAGGGGAUGCCGGAUUGGGAACAAAUUGUGAAGGAGCUGCCACCAGUGGAAGCAUUGCUGAGCAAGCUAGAAAGAUAACAUGACUAAUUGGAGCGAAUAUGUUUGUAAAAUUAUGGAGUUGUCCCCAUCUCUUUCCUUACAUUCUCUGUUUUACAAAUGAUUUAUUACAAGCAGCAGAGUUGUCUGUCAAGUGCCUUUGUCCUUGUACAAAAUUUUCUUUGGAAAUAUAUUGGAGUAAUGUACAUGUAUACCAUUCAAAUUUCAAAAGGUGAAGGAAAACUAAAUGUCAGGAUUUGUGCUAUUCUGCUAA
Cornus florida is the source of this 1609-nucleotide messenger RNA. RefSeq names its product protein LOW PSII ACCUMULATION 1, chloroplastic. The record is from RefSeq and is a predicted model, not a curated record. Gene Ontology annotation, molecular function: protein binding. The transcript has 9 exons. Bases 55 to 1377 code for a protein of 440 amino acids. Lineage: Eukaryota; Viridiplantae; Streptophyta; Magnoliopsida; Cornales; Cornaceae. Gene Ontology annotation, biological process: photosystem II oxygen evolving complex assembly. Gene Ontology annotation, cellular component: chloroplast.